Apodemus sylvaticus (European woodmouse) is the source of this 789-nucleotide messenger RNA. RefSeq names its product beta-arrestin-1-like. The transcript is spliced from 2 exons. Bases 39 to 467 code for a protein of 142 amino acids. Gene Ontology annotation, biological process: G protein-coupled receptor internalization; signal transduction; visual perception. The record is from RefSeq and is a predicted model, not a curated record. Gene Ontology annotation, molecular function: G protein-coupled receptor binding. Lineage: Eukaryota; Metazoa; Chordata; Mammalia; Rodentia; Muridae.
UCCCUCAGCCCACGGCUGAGACCACCAGACAGUUCCUUAUGUCGGACAAGCCCCUGCACCUUGAGGCAUCUCUAGAUAAGGAGAUCUAUUACCACGGAGAACCCAUCAGCGUCAAUGUCCACGUCACCAACAACACCAACAAGACUGUGAAGAAGAUCAAGAUCUCUGUGCGCCAGUAUGCAGACAUCUGUCUCUUCAACACAGCUCAGUACAAGUGCCCAGUGGCCAUGGAGGAAGCUGAUGACAAUGUGGCACCCAGCUCAACAUUCUGCAAGGUCUACACACUGACUCCCUUCCUGGCCAACAACCGAGAGAAGCGGGGGCUCGCCCUCGAUGGGAAGCUCAAACACGAAGACACGAAUCUGGCUUCCAGCACUCUGUUGCGGGAAGGUGCCAACCGGGAAAUCCUGGGUAUCAUCGUUUCCUACAAAGUCAAAGUGAAGCUGGUGGUGUCCCGGGGCGGGUAAGUCCAGCCACCCCAGAACCCCUGCCCAUCCCGCCUGUUUGCCUGGCCUUUAGCUGCAUCUUCCCAUGAAGAGGCGGGACUUGAGGACUUGCUUUUCUCUUCCCUCCUCUGAUUCCUCUUCCUUCUCCCCUGGCGCUCCUCCUCUUUAGCCUAGGUCCGGGUCUGGCUCUGAGGACUGCGUACAGCCUCUAUGAAUCUGAGUGUCCUCAGACUGUACUGGGACUCUCAGGGGCUAUACAUGGACCUCCUCACAUCUCAGGGCACAGUGCGCACACACCACUCUUGGAGAUUGAAAAACCCAGAGCUGAAUUUGGGGGGUUACU